Messenger RNA from Limanda limanda (common dab), 2557 nucleotides. It is a transcript of the gene ogal, whose product is annotated as O-GlcNAcase like. Bases 163 to 2340 code for a protein of 725 amino acids. The record is from RefSeq and is a predicted model, not a curated record. The transcript is spliced from 16 exons. Gene Ontology annotation, molecular function: beta-N-acetylglucosaminidase activity. Lineage: Eukaryota; Metazoa; Chordata; Actinopteri; Pleuronectiformes; Pleuronectidae. Gene Ontology annotation, biological process: glycoprotein metabolic process.
GGCUGCUUCUUCCUCAGCUUUUACACCAACACACUGUUUGUGCGCAGGCGCGAGAGGACGGCCCAAUAAGAGGGGAAUCAAAUAAAAGGACAUGAGUGUCAGUGGCGCUGUGUCACAACCAGGAACUGCAGGAAACACACUCUGAAGUACUGUCAGUGAACCAUGGCGACACCCCGCAGAGCCAAGGGCCAGGAGGGACGCUUCAUCUCCGGAGUGGUGGAAGGUUUUUAUGGGCGACCGUGGACCAUGGAGCAAAGAACAGAGCUCUUUAAAAGGGAGCAGAGGUGGGGUCUGAACACGUACCUGUACGCCCCCAAGGACGACUACAAACACAGGAUGUACUGGAGAGACAUGUACUCUGCGGAGGAGGCCGAACAACUCGUGGCCUUAAUUUCAGCAGCAAAGCAGCACGGCGUUGAUUUCAUCUACGCAAUCUCUCCAGGUCUGGAUAUUACUUUUUCCAGCCCCAAAGAGGUCGCUGCCCUGAAGAGGAAAUUAGAUCAGGUGAAGGGGUUUGGCUGCAGGUCCUUCUCUUUGCUGUUUGACGACAUUGAAGCCGAGAUGUGUCCGGCAGAUAAGAAGGCGUUCAGCUCCUUCGCCCACGCUCAGGUGGCCGUCACUAAUGAGGUGUACCAGCACCUGGGGGAACCCGACACCUUCCUCUUCUGUCCGACAGACUACUGUGCAAGAUUCUGCACCCCUAACGUGUCCCAGUCGUCUUACCUGCACACUGUGGGAGAGAAGCUGCUGCCUGGUGUGGACAUACUGUGGACUGGUCCUAAAGUGGUGUCUCACAAAAUCUCAGUUGAGUCCAUUGAAGAGGUGUCUUCUGUCCUGAAGAGGGCGCCAGUCAUCUGGGACAACAUCCACGCAAACGAUUACGAUCCCCAAAGAAUUUUCCUUGGGCCCUUUAAGUACCGACCCACGGAGCUGAUUCCCAAACUGAGAGGAGUGCUCACCAAUCCUAACUGCGAGUUCUACCCGAACUUUGUGGCUAUCCACACUUUGGCGACAUGGUGCAAAGCAACUGCUGAUGAAGGACCCAGGGAUGUGGAAAUGGACGAUGAGGAGCAGGACCCCGGCUACAUUCCCCACAAAGCCCUGACCCUGGCCCUCACGGACUGGCUGCAGGAGUUCCUCAGCACGGAUCAACCUGGAGGCCCGCGUUGUCCUCCAGCUCAUCUGAAGAAGGACUCAAUGGAUGAGGAGCCCAUGCAGACAGACAAGGGAGACAGCUCUUAUGUUCCUGGACCUGGAGAGAACCCGCUGUACACAGCAGAACCUCUGACCCUGGACGACCUGAAGCUGCUGUCAGACCUCUUCUACCUGCCGUACGAGCACGGGAGCACAGCCAGGACCAUGCUCCAGCAGCUGGACUGGCUCACGAGCAACAGCCGCGCUGCUACUGCAGAGACAGACCAGGUAAUGCUGUGUGUAUCUGCAGUAUUCUUUCAAAUGCAAAUGAUGGAUUGCACAUUCUUUUUCACACAACCCCCCGGUGUUUUCCAGACAGCGGAGUGGUGCUCACGAGCACAGCAGUUUGACGACAUGUGUGAAGCGGUGGUGCAGAUGUUCAACCGCCUGUCAAACGCCCCCAACCGCAGCAUUCUGUACGACCUCUACAACUACAUCUGUGACAUUAAGAGUGGAGUCGGCCUGGCCCGAACCUAUGUGAAAACACUGGGAGUACGGGGGCGACCCUCCGCCCAGCUUCUGAAUGGAGACCCUGAACCCUGGGACUUCAGAGGAGGACUCUCCGGAGAGUUCCAGAGAAUGCUGCCCGGACACGGUAACAGGGACCUGUUCAGACACCCUCCCAUGACGGCAGUAUACUGCAUACGACCAUACUGCCCUGAGGACAAGGUGGAGGUGCAGAGGAUUUUCAUAGAGAUGCAGAAAGCAGGAGAGGGCAAAGUUCCCCCGAUGACACAGCCACCACUUAUCUGUGAUAGUUUGUCAACAGGUGACAUCUCCCCUUCCCCUCAGUGUGCUCUCGUCCUGGAGGAUGAGAUCGGCAUGUGCGGUUAUGCACUGGCACUCACUGAUGCCAAAUCGGCUGCAGCCAAGAUUCAGAGGGCAACAAGUGACUCAGUGUUUGAGGAAUUCCCAUCCCUGAUCACUGUGCAAAUGCUGCCUCGGGUCACUGACCCCUCUCCAGCCAAGCGUAUGAUUGGUCAGCUAUUGUCCUCCAUCAGGAGCACUGGUUCCAGAGGAGCGUUCUGUGAGUCGAGGCACAGCGAUCGGAGGAUGCUCGACUUCUACACUCAACUGGGCUCCUUCAAACCCAUUAAAGUGGCCGGUCUUCCUCAAGACAUCCUCGCCAUGGCAACAAGCCUGUGAACAAAGCCGUUCACCGCUAUUUUACUCAGGUUUGAACUGUUGAGAUCAAACUGUUCUGUGAAUAAUCACCGAGUUAAAUUUGUCUUACAAACUCUUGUAUGAUUAAACGUGGAAUGCAAAAUGAAUGAUUUUUGUAGCCAUGGAAAUUGUAAAAAGUAUAGUGAUUGUGUUUUAGAGAAAAAUGUUGUAACUGAAAAUAAUAAACAUUUUAAUAUCA